AUGUCCGUUGUGUCGCUGUGUCGGCAUGCAGCUGUCCCAGUAGGAGCAAAGGCAGCAGCGUGCUGGCCUGGCUUGUGUUGCCUUAUCCCAGCACAUCGUGAACAGUUCGAAGGAGCCUCCAGGAAGUGCCCGAUGAAGGCCAUGAGUGAAACUGCGUUCAUGCAAGUAUCAGAGAGAAGCAAAUCCGACCAGUACUUCACCACCUGCCGAGAUUGGGUCUCCCGCAAUAUUCUGCGCUUACCGGUUCCUGAUAUUGUGCGGCUGGUAUUCGCAUUUGCUCAGAACGAUGAUAAGGAGGGCGCUCGGGAAUUGGCUCGGCGUGUUCUAAUCCGGCAGGAAGACUUGCUGGACCAAGCCAACGGGCGCGAUAUUGCGAGGCUUCUCAGCACACUGGCCAACUUGGGCGUGCGUGAACACGAGACUGGCAUGCAGGACAUAUUCGAGAAUGCAUUCCCUGCCUUAGUGAAUAGAACUGGGCAAAUGCGGUCGUAUCAAAUCAUUGCUCUCUGUGGCGCCUAUAAGAGGGUCGGCAUCUUUAGUAACGACUUGGCGGCGAGUCUGGCGCGACGGGUUAUGCUGCUUGGUGGUGACGACAACCAAUUUGAUGCGAUUCGGGCUCUUCUCGGUAUCAUGGGAAACCUCAGUGUUUGCAUUGAUCGGGAAAUCCUUGGUACCUUGGUGGAGGCCGCUGCUAUUCAUGAACUACAGGGGGAAGUCUGCGCAUUCCGCUUAGCGGUUUUGCUGCAAAUUUGCACUAAACUCGACCUAGAGGAACACCCUCGAUUUCACGAGAUGAUGAGUGCCGUAGCAGCAGAGAUGAAUAAAUGGCCAUCUCGGCCGUCGAAGCCUCUGGUGGACACUCUCAACCAUCUCAUGUUAUCAUUGGUGUGUCGGCAUCGCCCUAGCGAGCGUCGACUCGCCCUCGCUGAGCUCAAGGAGGCCCUGCUUCGUAGUGUCCUCGAGUACUUGGCUCAUUCUGGCGUUAGCCCGUCGGCGUUGGACACGUAUUGCCAGAUCAAUCUCUGUGUUAUCGAGCUGCAUAUCAGACUAGAGCGGCCAUUCUUAUGGUGUGAGUUGAGCGAUAAAUCGCGAGACUUCUUGGCUGUAGUCUCCCAGCUUCGGGUCAACAAUCAGUAUGAUGCGCUCCCGGCAAUGUCCUCGCAGCAGCACUUAGUGGUCUCUCGGGAGCUUACGGAUCUGGGAGUGUCGCACACUUUGGAGGUAGCGCUACAGCAGCCCUAUGUGAUCGAUAUCGCCAUCUCGGGCUCGAGGAAGUUGCUUGAGAUUGAUGGGCCACGGCAUUUCAUCAACGGGUAUCGGUGA
Molecule: messenger RNA, 1323 nt
Organism: Perkinsus marinus ATCC 50983
Lineage: Eukaryota; Perkinsozoa; Perkinsida; Perkinsidae
Exons: 3
Coding region: 1-1323 (440 amino acids)
Source: RefSeq, a predicted model, not a curated record